AUGCACUCGAAAGCAAAUUCGCGGUCGCCGAUAUCAUCAUGGACGAGUCAGCAGCUCGAGGCGGCAAAGUCUAUUGCCAAACUAGACAAGAAUGGGGGUAUAAUUGUUGGCAGACAGAGUGGGAGUGUGAAGCUGUCUGAAGUACCAGCCAUUAAGCCGGAUAGUACUAGUUUCAGACAUGAUGUGAGCACAUUGGCCGACUUAUGGGACAAGGUUGGAGCGGCAACCGGUACAAAGUGGACGGUUGAAGGUUCCCUUGACGAAGUUGGUGUUCAAAACAAAGGGAAGAAUGCCGUUGAGGAUGAGAACUCCAGGAGGCUUCUUUUUACAAUAACGAGGGAAGAACAAGUCAUAUAG
Penicillium manginii is the source of this 357-nucleotide messenger RNA. RefSeq lists its product as uncharacterized. The transcript is spliced from 2 exons. NCBI's taxonomy places the organism in Eukaryota, Fungi, Ascomycota, Eurotiomycetes, Eurotiales, Aspergillaceae. The record is from RefSeq and is a predicted model, not a curated record. The coding region runs from base 1 to 357 and encodes 118 amino acids.